AUGACUGUUCGUGUUGUGACAUAUAAUUUGUUGGUGCCCAUCUAUGCUGAUGAUCCAGAAUAUUACGUAAAAUGUCAGCCUCAGUUUCUUAAAACUGAUUAUCGAUGGAAUUUAAUUCAAACUGAAUUAGAACAGGAAAUUAAUCAUAAUGAAAAUACGAUUCUUUGUUUUCAAGAACUAUCUCUUACUAUGUUACCCAAACUAGAGUUAUUUUUUCGUCGAUUAAAUUAUACUCUGUUUCAUAAUCUAUAUGGUGGACAUUGGGAUGAUUUUAUGGGUGUUGGAAUAGCAAUUCCUGUUUCCAUGCAACUUAAUACCAUUUCUUAUAAUAAAAUCGGUAAUCAUAUACGCUCGAUUUGUAAAAGUCGUGAAAAUACAUGGAAUCAAAACCAAGACGGUUCAGGUGAAUCCAUGGAAACAACAUCCGAUCCUUGGGAAACGUCUAUGAAUAGGGCCAAUACUCUCAUCUAUUUACAAGUCGUCAUCGAUGGUAAAUCAUUGGGUGUGGGUACAUAUCAUAUGCCUUGCUACUAUAAAGAACCUAGUGUGAUGUCUAUACAUGCAUUAAUUGUAAAAGAUCUUAUGUUUCAAUUAGCCGCUGGAAAUGAUUUUAUUUUAACAGGUGAUUUCAAUAUAUUACCAAGUGAUACAUGUUAUCGAGCUCUAACCGAGAAAGGUUAUCUUGACGUUCAUUUUCCUCAAUCAAAAAUCUACAAUGUUUCAUACUGGCCCAAUACCGAUCAAGUACUGAAAAGUGCUUAUCGAGAGAAAAAUCAAUCGGAACCAGUUUAUACAAAUUUUGCUACCACAGCGGAUUCACCGAGCUUCUGGGAAACUCUAGACUAUAUCUUUUUUACUGGGCAACUUACUGUUGAAAAAGUAAUGGAAUUACCUAGUCACCCAAGUGGAGAAUCUUAUCCUGACGAAACCCAUCCAUCGGAUCAUUUGAUGAUUGCUGCUACAUUUCGAUUAUCAUGA
Adineta steineri is the source of this 978-nucleotide messenger RNA. The record is from the annotation of a GenBank genome assembly. NCBI's taxonomy places the organism in Eukaryota, Metazoa, Rotifera, Eurotatoria, Adinetida, Adinetidae.